Molecule: messenger RNA, 2284 nt
Organism: Mercenaria mercenaria
Lineage: Eukaryota; Metazoa; Mollusca; Bivalvia; Venerida; Veneridae
Product: pancreatic lipase-related protein 2-like
Exons: 5
Coding region: 3-617 (204 amino acids)
Biological process (GO): lipid metabolic process
Molecular function (GO): triacylglycerol lipase activity
Source: RefSeq, a predicted model, not a curated record
AUAUGGGGUCAUGCGGGUCCCAUCCGAGGUCAGGAAAGGCUGAGGUAUGCUACGGAGAACUUGGUUGUUUUACUAACGAGGCUCCCUUCAACAACACUCUUGAUCGAUUACCUAAACGUUUCGAAGUCCGAUUCAAAUUGUUUACGGAAAAGUGUAAAACAUCCUACGAAUUAAACACGUCGACCGUGCCUUUCAUAUCUCAUCCACUUCACUGUAGCUUCGAUCCUGCACUCCCUCUCAAAUUUAUAGUGCACGGUUUCCGGGAGUCUGGGGAAGAUCAAUGGGUCCGGGAUGUGGCAGCCGCAAUUAGGAAGGAAUCAAUGUCAGUGGUCACGGUUGACUGGAAGCAAGGAUCAGGUAUCCCCUACAAUCAGGCAGUUGCUAACACGCGUCUGGUUGGAGCAAAGAUAUCCAACAUGAUCAAAGACCUGCGUGCCAAGUACGGUGUGUCUCCGAAGAAAGUACAUAUCAUCGGCUUCAGUUUGGGAGCCCAUAUAGCCGGCUACGAUGGAAGAAACCUUACAGACAAGAUCGGCAGAAUUACAGAGUUAGACCCCGCUGAGCCGGCAUACAAAGAUACAGAUCCAUUAGUUCACCUUGACAAGUCUGAUGCCUAAUUCGUUGACAUCAUACAUACCGAUGGCUUCGAGGAUUCUUCUGGUUUCGGCUGGAUGAAAGAUACUGGUCACAUUGAUUUCUAUCCUAAUGGAGGGAAGAAUCAACCUGGCUGCUCGGAUAGUUCUAUGUUUUCAUUGACAGGUACGUCAAAGUUUUGUAUCGAUAGUUUUGAUGUGUCCUCCUGAAUGAAGCCAUCACCUAUUACACGUGAAUUAACUCUAAAAAUAAAUGUUACCUGAAUACAAUUCUGUUAACAAAACUCAAAGUAUGUCUACAAAUUUACCAGACAAAAUUGAACGAAAGAAAUAUAUGUAAAUCUUCGCGCGUCUUAUGAACAAACUAUACACAGCUAAACACUAUCCCUUGGUAAAAAUGUAAAAAAUGCAAUUGAGAUAAAAGCUUUUGAUGAAAAUUAGUUAAUAAGAUAUAUUGUCAUGACAGCAGUACCACAAGCAAUUUUAAUGUGCAUUUACUGUAGAAUACUAAUACAUGUAUAUAUAUUAUUAGCUAUUAAACUCACCUGAACAUCUUGCAAAAGUCAACUUUUACUUUAAUAUCUUCUCUUCUGACACUUAGUCAGAAUUACGCCAAACUUGGUCUGUAGCAUCCUUUCUUCCGCAGAUUUCUUCAAAUGGUUCUGCUUGAUUGAUUUUAGGGACCGCCAAUUCUAGAUAUAGGAAAACCUUUAAACGACUUUUUCUCACGCACUUCUUGAUGAGUCACCACCAAACUUGGUAUCUAGCAUCCUUAUAAGGUCCUCUCUGAGAUUUGUUCAAGUUGUUCUACUUCUCACGAAGCGACUGAUCAUCACCAAACACAGUCUGUAGCAUCCUUGUGAGGUCCUCUCUCAGAUUUUUCAAAUGGAACCAGUUGAUUGAUUUUAAAUGCCGCCAGUGUUAAAAAUAUAAAAAAGAAAACAAGUUUAAACGAUUUCUUUUCAUGAAGAAAAUUGCAGGAUCAUCACCAAACUUUGUCUGCAUCCUAAUAUGUUUAUUUCUCUCUUAAAUUUGUUCAAAUGGUUUUGCUUGACUGAUUUUAGGGCCAUCUGAGCUAAAUAUGGAAUCAAAACCGUAAUACUAUUUCUGUUCUUGAACCACGCCUGCUUAGCUCAGUAGGGAGAAAGUUGGUCUACGGAUCGCGGAGUCGCGAGUUCGAUCCUCGGGCGGGGCGUAUGUUCUCCGUGACGAUUUGAUAAAAGACAUUGUGUCUGAAAUCAUCUAUAUGUGGGGAAGUUGCGGAGAACAGGUUUAUACUGGUACAGAAUCCAGGAACACUGGUUAUGUGAACUGCCCGUCGUUACAUGACUGAAAUACUGUUGAAAAACGGCGUUAAACAAACAAACAAACAAACAAACUUGAUUUAUUAUACUAAACUGUAGCAUUGUCUUGUAAGCUUCUCUCUCAGUUGCGUUGAAAUGGUUCCAUUCGACUGAUUUAAGGGACCAACAGCAGAAACAAGAAAUAUCUUUAAAAAUGAUGGUCGGCGAAUUGUAAUAAGGAAAGCAAUUUAAAAACUAAACACCGCACUUUAACAAUUUGAAUGGUUCUCUUUUAAUUUUUCGCAAAAGUUUCGUAGGGUUGCAAUUUUGUUUCGUUUAUCCUUAGACGAAUAAUUACAGCAGUAGUUUGAUGAAGAUUCAUGAAGCGGUUCAUGAGAAGAGGUCAUU